AUGUCAACGCCGGAAAAUAAGUCCUAUCUUGCCGCCGGAUUAAAUGCUAUUUCUCCGUGGGGCUCGCGAAGCACGACACCGAAAUCUACACCCGCACCCGGUCCGAAAGAACCGGUAUUAGGACAGCAGCAAGGUGGUGAUCAUGUGGUAAGCCACAGUCAUAGACUUAGUCUACGAAAAUAUCCAAAGGAUUGUCCCAGGUUGGACGUCAGGUGGUAUUAUGCCGUGGAUGUCCCCAAACGAAAGCCCCAGCUCCUGGACCAAAAGGAGUCAAAGGGCACCAAACCCGCUCCGCCGCCAAAAAAAUUUGUCCCUUUCUCCAUCCACGAUUCUAAAGCAAUAGAGGUCACAUUCCAGAAGCUAGCGGAAGAAGAGGACGACCAAUCGGUUGUUUUCCCGGGGGCUGAUGCUGGCGAUCUCGGCACGACACCCGGUAAGCAGGGCGCUCGCAAUGAGAAUACGAGCUUGGAUGAUGGAGGUAUCGAGGAACGCGCCGCAAAGGCCAAAGUAGCCGUUCACGAGGAUUACCUUUUUGAUGUGGAUGUUGAACAGAGAGAGCUGGCUCCCGCGUACUGGCUGGGACCUAUAUACGAGGUCAGGAGAGGCACAUGGUUCUAUCAAGAGGGCUCGAGUCUCCGCCCAUGUGAUGAGAACCUCGCGACGCAGCUUGAGGAAGGAUAUCUACGAGUGAAGCCAUGGCAAGCAGCCCAACAAAGUAAUCUGCCCAUGAGCACCCCGAAUAGAUCUAGGUCUUCGUCAUUGAUGGCUUCCAUCGAAGGCCAAAAUGCCAGGAGCGCUCCAUCCUCAAGGUUUGUGACGCCAAAGCCUUCUUCAGAAAAUCUAAAAGUUCCGUCUGGAGAAGUCGAUCCAGAUUUGGCCAACUCAAAAGGAGCAUCACCGGCGCCAGCAAAUCAGCUUCACACACACAGACUCUUUGGUACAUAUAUGAAUUCUGUGGUCACAUACCAGGAUGACAGGACUGCAUGGUUGCUGAGUGAUGAUUUCAUGUCUCGAAUGAGCAGCAGUAUGUAUCAGCGUUUUGCUGGAGGUGGCCAUCUCGGCGGUGUUAAAGUCAUCAGGGGUUACAGCGAACCGGGUAAAGUGAAAGAGCUGAAAGACUCUAAAUCGCCGAAGCAAGACAUGACUCCACCCCAAAAUGGAACGCCAGCGACGAAGGGCACGGUACUUGCUGAGGAUAUUGAUUUGAAGGAGAGUGCACCACAACUCGAAGCACUAAAAUGUCGUUCAGCCCCUCCUGAUAUUCAGGCGGAACAUCUCGCUCCAGGACCGCCAGAACCUGCAUCAAAACCUCAAAGGCAGGCAUUGGAGCGGAGGGUCUCAUCAUUUGUGGAGACAAACGAACCUGAAGACCCUGAAAAGGCAGAAGAGGAGGUCAGAAAACUUGAUGAGAAAGAAAUCAGAGAUGAUUAUCGAGAUACUGAUGGAGAAGAACAAGGUCGAGAAAUCGGCCACUUGCUCUUGGUCACUCAUGGAAUUGGUCAAAGACUAGGUCUUCGAUUGGAAAGCGUUAAUUUUGUGCAUGAUGUCAAUGUGCUGAGAAAAACGCUGAAAGCUGUCUACUCGUCCUCAGCAGAUCUCCAAGCUCUAAAUAAUGAGCUUGAAAAGUUACCCAAAAAUUGCCGCGUGCAGGUGCUCCCUGUUUGCUGGCGUCACCUCUUAGAUUUCCCCAAGCAGGGGCUGAAAAACAAUCGGAAAGAACAUGAUUUGGGUGAUGCGGAUGAUUUUGGAGACGAGGAAGAAUAUCCGAGCUUAGCGGACAUCACAGUGGAAGGCGUGCCAGCGGUGCGGAGUCUAAUCACUGACCUUGCGCUGGACAUUCUGCUUUAUCAAAGCGCUUACAAAGGCCACAUUUCCGGCAUCGUUCUCCGCGAAUGCAAUCGCAUUUACAAACUUUUUCUUGAGCGCAACCCCAAUUUUAACGGAAAAGUCAGCCUUGUGGGGCACUCCCUAGGUUCCGCCAUAAUGUUUGAUAUACUGUGUCGCCAAAAAGAAGAAAAGCACCUUCGUGCACAAGCUCGUCAAAGGCAUGUUAGCAUGCGAGACCAUCCUCAACAAGAGUUGCAGCUCAAUUUUGAAGUCGAGAAUUUCUUCUGUUUGGGCUCCCCAAUUGGGCUAUUCCAGAUGCUGAGAGGUCGCACUAUUGCUGCACGGCAGAGCUCAAAUUUCGCCCCUGCGGAAACGCCCACAGAUUCCGAAGAAGUUGAAGAUCCUUUCCUCAGUGCUCCACUGUAUUCGGGCACAACUGACACGAAGUGGUCGGAGACAACACUUCUUCCCGUCACUAUAUCAUCGCCAAAAUGCAAUCAGUUGUUUAAUAUUUUCCACCCAACAGAUCCCAUUAGCUAUCGCAUAGAGCCCCUUAUAUCUCCAGCGAUGGCAUCCCUCAAGCCGCAGCCGCUUCCAUACACAAAGCGAGGCAUUUUUGGUGCACCAAUUGGCCAAGGUCUCACGGGAAUUGGAGCUAGAGUUGGUCAGAGCGUUUCCGGAUUCUGGUCAAGCUUAAGCACUGGAAUUGCGAGCAGUCUACUCAAUCGAAGUUUGGGCAUUACCGGCGACGAGGCAAAGGACACUUCAUCAGCAAGCAGCUCACGAAAUUCACCAUCUGUGCCACUUUCGCGGGUCCCACUUUCGGCCGCUGCCGGUACCAAUAGUAUUGGGGGAGGUGUGAUUCCUGCAGAGAAUGUCCAGUCCAGCCUGGAAGAAGUUAUGGAGGAUGAUAGGAAGCGGCGACUAGCGGAAGGCGCCCUGUAUGUUGAUCCGGCCGUCGAUCAUCCACCAACCCUGAUUGAUUCCGAAAUCGAGACAUUAUAUUCCGGGUUUCAGAAGCGAAGAAAGAGCCAUCAAAGCGAGCACGGGAUUGAUCCGAGUUGGCAGGAAGCUGAGGAGAAAGGAAGAAAGCUCAGACGUGAGGAAAGUAAAGUACGCGCCUUGAACAGCAAUGGCAGGGUCGAUUUCAGCAUUCAAGAGGGCGUCUUUGACAUUUCCUUAAUAGCCAGCAUCGCAAGCCACUUGUCAUACUGGGGUGACGAAGAUGUUACCCACUUCAUGCUCUCACAGCUCCUCUCAGGACCUCGCCAUUUACGUCGCUAG
This is a messenger RNA of Xylona heveae TC161, 3111 nucleotides long. RefSeq names its product DDHD-domain-containing protein. Gene Ontology annotation, molecular function: glycerophospholipase activity; metal ion binding. Gene Ontology annotation, cellular component: cytoplasm. The transcript is spliced from 4 exons. The record is from RefSeq and is a predicted model, not a curated record. NCBI's taxonomy places the organism in Eukaryota, Fungi, Ascomycota, Xylonomycetes, Xylonales, Xylonaceae. Bases 1 to 3111 code for a protein of 1036 amino acids.